This is a messenger RNA of Verticillium dahliae VdLs.17, 537 nucleotides long. RefSeq names its product v-SNARE. The transcript is spliced from 2 exons. The coding region runs from base 1 to 537 and encodes 178 amino acids. NCBI's taxonomy places the organism in Eukaryota, Fungi, Ascomycota, Sordariomycetes, Glomerellales, Plectosphaerellaceae. The record is from RefSeq and is a predicted model, not a curated record.
AUGGCAUCAAGAUUCGGCCCAUCCUCCCUCCACCAGCGCGACUCCCGCAGCGCCCUCUUCGAAGGCUACAACGACGGCUCCCGUCGUCCACCGAGCGCCGGUCCCAGCGGCGGCUACGGCUAUGGCUAUGCCGGCGGCAACGGCAACGGCGCGACAUCUUCGCCUGCCUUUGGCGCGCCGGGCGGCUUCCGGUCGGCGACCCCAAACCGCAAGUACGUGUGCAACGCAUUCCCCCGCUUCCCAGAUCCCGCCGAGAGACGAGGAAACAGAGAGGCGCCGUGGGCGAACAGCAAGCUGACGUGGCAGCAAAGGGGCCAGUACAGCGACGCCGUGCUCAACGAGCUCGAGAGCCAGAACGAUGCCCAGGUCGAGGGUAUCCUGGGCAAGGUCAAGAUCCUGAAGGACGUAUGUCCCCCUCCUGCUUCUUCACAGCUACCCUCCCUGGUCUACGAGCGUACGGCUGAUUCCUUCUCGCAGAUGACACACGCCCAUUGGCGACGAGAUUCGCGACUCCUCGGCCCCUCGCGGAGAAGAUGA